UGUCUAACGCAACAAGAAGAAUCCUGCUACUAUAAAAAAGCAGUUAGGGUUUCAAAAUCCCCGCCAUUUUUAUUUUACUUCACUUGUUGACUCAGUCUACACCACUCUCAUCAAUGGCUACUAAUGAAAUUGAAAAACCGGAUACCUCAAUUUCUUCAAAGCACAGUCAAAGCCCCCAAGACAAUGUGCCUCAAUCGGCGCCGGCACCGGCUAAGCAAGUCGACACCUCUCCGUCUUCGAAGCUUGUGGAUGUCAAGCAAUUCAUGCUCUCCGUCGCCGCCAAUAUCUCCUCUCAGCCUCUCCCUACUUACGAUCCCAACGUUUGGGGCGUCCUCACCGCUAUCUCUAACAAUGCCCGUAAACGCCCUCAGGGUAUGAAUAUGAUUUUGAGUGCAGAUGAGCACUGGAUUGGCAGAUUAGUGGAGGAUAUGAGUUUUCGAAUUGAAUCACGCUGGGUUAGUACGAAACAUUGCAGAAUAUAUAGGAAGAGAGUGAGCAAUGAAGGCGCGGAGCAGUCGUUGAACUGUGAUGUAUCUGUUUACUUAAAGGAUAUGAGUGUGAAUGGGACGUUUUUUAAUUGGGAGAGGUUGAGGAAGAAUAGUCCUGAGAUGAAAGUUCAACAUGGUGACAUCAUUUCAUUUAAUGCUCCUCCACAUCAUGAACUUGCUUUUGCCUUCGUAUAUAGAGAUGCUCUUAAGUCGGCUCACUCAGUGGAAGGUGCAUGUGCAAAACGAAAAGCAGAUGAACUUAAUUGUGAAAACAAGAGACAAAAAGGUCUUGGCAUUGGUGCUCCUGAGGGUCCUAUAUCUCUUGACGAUUUUCGGAGUCUUCAGCGGUCAAACAAGGAAUUGAGGAAGCAAUUAGAAGAUCAAGUGCUUGCAAUAGAUAAAUUGCAUAAUGAGAAUCGUGCAACCGUUGAGUGUCAUGAGAAUGAAAUCAAAGAGAUAAAAGAAUCAGUUGCAAAUUCAUACCUUGAUCAAAUCAAAGAAAUGAAAAUUUUGCUAGAUGUUAAACAGAAGGAGCUUAUAGAGGUCAAUAGGGUAUCAGCUGAACAAAAGCAUGCUAUUGAAGACCUUAAUGAAAGAUUUAGUGCUUCCAUGCAGUCGUGUACUGAAGCAAAUGAAAGAAUAAUGAAUCAGAAGGCAUCUAUAGCUGAACUCAAGGUUCAGUUAGAGGAAGAGCGAGAUCAGAGACGAGAAGAACGAGAAAAGGCCGUUGUUGAUUUAAAAGCAGCAGUGCAAAGAGCGCAGUCAGAAGCUCAAGAGGAACUGCAAAGACUGUCAGAUAUUGCUUUAAAACGAGAAAAGGAGCUAGAAGAAGCAAUUAAUAAGCUUGAGGAAUCGCUGGGAAAGAGCUCGACACAAGUGGAAGAUCUGGUGUCCAAACUGGAAGACACUAGGCAGAAAUUGGUCAAUUCUGAUAAUAAGGUCCGCCAACUAGAAGCUCAGGUUUCUGAAGCAAAACAGGCCUCAGCAAAUGCAAGAAAACAAGUGGAAGAACUUGAACAUGAAAUUAAAGGAUUGAGGAAACAUCUUGAGACUGAGAAGCAGGCAGCCCGAGAAGAAGCAUGGAGUAAAGUUUCUGUUCUUGAGCUUGAAAUAAAUGCUGCAAUGCGGGAUCUUGAUUAUGAAAAGAGGAGGCUGAAAGGUGCCAGGGAAAGAAUUAUGCUUCGAGAAACUCAGCUACGAGCAUUCUAUUCCACAACCGAGGAAAUCUCCAUACUGUUUGCGAAGCAGCAGGAACAACUGAAGGCAAUGCAGAGAACUCUGGAAGAUGAGGAAAAUUAUGAGAAUACUUCUGUUGAUAUUGACCUAAAUGCUCCUGACAUGAACACCUAUAGAACCAUAGGCAGAGAAAAGACUGCUACCGGCUACAAUGGGAACGGUGCCACAAAGGCAGGCUCCAGUACUUCAGCUCAGAGGGUUAAUAGUUCUAGUGAUGAAGUCAGUGCUACUGAGAAGAAUGACUGUGGCAUAAGAAGUCAAGAAGUUGGUGAAAACACUCAGGAGGCAGAAUUUACAAGUGCCGAUCCUUUUGUUAAAGGUGGCUUUGGUUCUGACAUAGAUGGUGUUGGUACAGCUCCUGUUCAUGAAGGAGAUACCAUUGGAACUGAGCGUGUUCAUGAAACUGAAAGCUUGGGAAUCGAGGUUGAACGAAAUGUUGAUUUAAACAGGUGUGGAACUUUAGGCAGAGAUACAAUGGAGUUUGAUUGUGAAACUGAUGCACAUGAAAGCAACAAUCAAAUUCAAACAACUCACCCAGAUGCUUCCAUACAUUCUCAGUCAAAUAAACCAUACGAGACUCAAAAUUCGGUGGCAGACACACAACCUGGAGGCACAAUUAGAACAGCUGAGCUUUUAGCUUCUGAAGUUUUGGGGAGUUGGGCUUAUAGCACUAAUCCCUCUGUCCACGGAGAAAAUGAAUCCCCUAAAAUUGGGGACAACAAUGAUGAUUGUGUCAUGGCUCUCUUAGCUCUCCAUGAUUCUAGUGGUGUGGUAGCUGAGAGCCAAAGUACACCGUCUUCCAAGGCUGCUCCUUCCAGACGCAUUGUCAAACAUCAAGCAUUAAGUGAGAUGAUUGGGAUUGUGGCUCCUGAUUUAAAGGAGCAAUUUCUGGGUGCUACUGCUGAUGAUCUUGAUCGACAGAGGACUAAACAGAGUUUUAUUUCUGACUCAGACACUGAGGAUUGUACCGACAGCAACGAUGAAAAUAACAACGAAGUAGCUGCUAAGAGUGGUUCAAUAUCAGAUGCAGAGACAGAGGGGAGUAGUGAGCAGGCUAAUGAGGAUCGAAACCAUAAUGAUGUAAUGGAGGAGGAUGAAACUGACAGUGAAUAUCCUCAUAUCAAAUCUUCAUCUUGAACGUUCGUCAUUCAUUAUUUACUCGGUGAGGAACUUAGCUGUCUAUAUGGUAUAUUAUCUUUAAUCCUUUAUCUCUCUUAAUUUCUUCA
Messenger RNA from Gossypium raimondii (Peruvian cotton), 2950 nucleotides. RefSeq lists its product as uncharacterized. Bases 114 to 2861 code for a protein of 915 amino acids. The record is from RefSeq and is a predicted model, not a curated record. Gene Ontology annotation, molecular function: protein binding. The transcript has 13 exons. NCBI's taxonomy places the organism in Eukaryota, Viridiplantae, Streptophyta, Magnoliopsida, Malvales, Malvaceae.